This is a messenger RNA of Drosophila biarmipes, 2052 nucleotides long. It is a transcript of the gene CaMKI, whose product is annotated as calcium/calmodulin-dependent protein kinase type 1. The record is from RefSeq and is a predicted model, not a curated record. Gene Ontology annotation, molecular function: ATP binding; calcium/calmodulin-dependent protein kinase activity; calmodulin binding. Gene Ontology annotation, biological process: protein phosphorylation. The coding region runs from base 288 to 1511 and encodes 407 amino acids. The transcript has 10 exons. Lineage: Eukaryota; Metazoa; Arthropoda; Insecta; Diptera; Drosophilidae.
GUUGCGCCAGCGCCUGAAAAAAAUCAAUAAAUCAAUACUCAAAGUAAUUGUAUUUUCUAGCGUGCCAGCUUGUAAAAUAAGCAUUAUUAAGCGUCAAUGCACAAAUAUAUGCAGGCCGUAAGAUAAGCUUUAAACCGCGUUAUAAAUGUGACUGUGUGUAUUUGUUUAAUACUGAACCCAAAAAAAACCUGUAAGAAGUCUGGCUGGAACUGUUGAAGCGACAAUAACUAUGCGAAUUUGUUCAACUUGACAUUAACAUCGAAGGAAUAUUAAAUCGUAUCCACAAAAUGCCGUUGUUUGGCAAAAAGGAUUCCGGCAAGAAAGCCAAGGCGAAGGACAUAAGGGAGCUAAAUAAGCAAGUGUCAAUCGAGGAGAAAUACAAUCUUCAUGGGCUUUUGGGAACUGGGGCCUUUUCAGAAGUACGCCUUGCCGAAAGUAAAGAAACCCCUGGUGAUCACUUUGCUGUUAAAAUUAUCGACAAAAAAGCUCUUAAGGGCAAGGAGGAAUCUCUGGAGAAUGAAAUUCGGGUUUUAAGAAGGUUCAGUGCAAAUCAUUUCGAUGGCAAAUGUCCAAACGGAACGCGAUUAACUCAUCCAAAUAUAGUGCAACUCCUGGAAACGUAUGAAGACAAGUCGAAGGUGUACCUAGUUAUGGAGUUGGUUACUGGUGGCGAACUUUUUGACCGCAUUGUGGAAAAGGGGUCCUACACUGAAAAGGACGCUUCUCAUCUGAUAAGACAGAUUCUAGAAGCGGUAGAUUAUAUGCAUGAGCAAGGUGUCGUCCAUCGUGACCUUAAGCCGGAAAACUUACUAUACUAUAGUCCUGACGAUGAUAGCAAAAUUAUGAUUAGCGACUUUGGAUUAUCUAAAAUGGAGGAUUCUGGAAUUAUGGCUACAGCAUGCGGAACUCCCGGAUAUGUCGCUCCAGAAGUGCUGGCACAAAAACCAUAUGGAAAAGCCGUUGAUGUGUGGAGUAUUGGAGUAAUAUCGUAUAUCUUAUUAUGUGGUUACCCUCCGUUUUAUGAUGAAAAUGAUGCUAAUCUGUUCGCUCAGAUUUUAAAAGGAGAAUUUGAAUUCGAUUCACCAUAUUGGGAUGAAAUAAGCGAGUCCGCCAAGCAUUUUAUUAAAAAUUUGAUGUGCGUAUCAGUAGAGAUGAGAUAUACAUGCAAGCAAGCUCUGGCUCAUGCUUGGAUUUCUGGAAAUGAGGCAAGUAGCAGAAACAUUCACGGAACCGUGUCAGAGCAACUAAAGAAAAAUUUCGCAAAAUCCCGUUGGAAGCAAGCUUACUACGCGGCGACAGUGAUCCGACAGAUGCAGCGAAUGGCGCUAAACAGCAAUAGCAGUGCAAAUUUUGAUUCUACUGGUGAUUUCAGUAACCAAAAAGACUCUAAAAACUCAACAGCAGCGUCUGGAUCACACAUUUCCAAUGUUUUAUCAGCGCAGAAAUCAGCACAAAGUGAUGCACAAGAAGAUGGUGAGACGCUAGGCAGCACAAAUGGAGCAUCACAGUAGCAAAGUUGAAUAUCAAAAUUAUGUUACAUAUAUGCUUGAAUUACAUUUUUGAAUUUUAACGAUUGUUCUAGUCUAGUAAAUAUGACCUAUUUACUAAUCGGAUAAUUUUUUCAAUCGAAAAUACGAAAAAAAUAAUAACAUGAAUGUGCGUACACCAGCACUAAUGCAUCUCUUUAUAAUAUUUGAGAUGUAAGGAUACUGUUUAACCAACGCAAUACACUACAAAAAUUCAAUCGGUCGUUUAACAUGUCUAUGAACACAUUAUUAAAGCGAGUAUAUCGCUGUAAAAAAUAUGCCAACAAUGAGAACAAUUUGGUUCCGUAUCCAAUCAUGACUCUUGGAUGGAUUUAUUGUAUUAUUUGCUCCCCUACAUUCAUUACAAUUUUGAGGUGUCAUUUGACAAACUAACGAAUCGGAUUGAAAAGUCCAACUACAGAUGCAGUAAAACAUCACUAGGGAAUUUUAUUUAUUUUCUGAAUGUUACAAUUUAUUGUGAAAAACUAAAAUUAUUUUUCGUUAAUAAAGGCCCCUUCAGAUGGAA